Messenger RNA from Paramacrobiotus metropolitanus, 1464 nucleotides. RefSeq lists its product as uncharacterized. The transcript is spliced from 2 exons. The coding region runs from base 274 to 1080 and encodes 268 amino acids. The record is from RefSeq and is a predicted model, not a curated record. Lineage: Eukaryota; Metazoa; Tardigrada; Eutardigrada; Parachela; Macrobiotidae.
GCCAUAAGUAUAAACUAAAUAACGACCAUGUUAUAGAGCACAGAUAUAGGCCGAUCGUCAACAUAAGCAAAAAACGCAAAAAAAAUUUAUUCGAAUCUUUUCACGUACUCAAGAACUGUUUGAUUCCUUGCGUCAUACUAUUCAACCGUAAUUGUGGUGGAAAAACCUGUUCUUACUCCCUGAAAUUCUUACUCCCCGAACCAUAAACGUGAAAAUUUAAUUUAAAACACGCAAAAACCGGCAUGUAGAACGGCGUUCAAUCAUAACAUUAUCAUGCCGGUUUAUGCCCGGCCUUUGGAGCAGUGCGAAGCAGGAGACUGUUGUCCGUGUUUUCACUGUAACGACGGAAGAGUUCUUGAUCCAGAUGUCAGCUGUGCCAUUACUAAUUGUGGCGCAAGUUGCGGAAAUAAUGUUCUGGAGCAACUCCGCUGUUUUCUCAAACGAGAAGCGGAACGGCGUGAAGCCCUGUUGUUUAUACGGAGUCAAAGGGACGCUUACAAGCAAGCGCAGCGUCAGCACUGGCAGCGCCAUCUGCGUACACGCUACCGAGACAUUGGGUGUCGUGUAGCAAAACGGCCGCUUUUAUGCGAACAGGUGAUCGUACCACCAUUUGGAUCACGCUCGUGUGGCGCUGUCCAGGAUUUCACCUGUUGCGGUCCCACCGAAGAGACCAUCAGUGACCGCGUUCAUACGCUUCUUGGUGCUACAGACGACGACGCCCUGCCAAAACACGAAACCCUGGAUAAUCCUCUGACAAUGGCCAGUGUGUGUCAGUACUGCUGCACGAAGACGGAAAUCCCUGUUUAUUGCCAUCUGGAUCCGGUACGGCUGGCCAAACGGACACCGCGUAUGAAAGGUUGUUUUGUCCAUGACAAACGACAACGGCGGAGUCUGCGCUAUUCCGUACCGCAUUCCGGAAAGAAAGUUACAGUCAUCACUCAGGACUGUCCGAUUCAUGCCUUCAAAGGAACGAGAUCCAACUGGGAUGGGUGGAGUUUGACCGGCUCCAUAGCGGGAGGGACCAUUGUCGAAGCGAGGGAAAUUGUAGAAGGUAUUAUUGGAGAUGCCGAGGUUGAUUAGCCAGCUUUUGAAUGAUCCAGAAGAAGAGGGGCGGUUGGUAUGGCCGAUUUAAGAUACCACGGAUUUUAAACGUCAUACGAAAAAGCAUUCUGGACGUUCAGGAUGCAUCAAAGCACCACAUGAACAGCAAUAAGUCGCCCCUCACUGCGAGCUGACAUCCUGGGAAAACUUAGUAUACUGAGUAUUUAUUAGGACUUGUUUCUACUGAGAACUGAUUGUACGGUUAACACUGUUAACUCGAGUAGAUUUCCUCAAGUGUUAACACAGGUAUUUUAGACUCGGUGUCGUGCAUGUCGGUGUCGGUCAUCUUGUGGAUAAACCGAUCGCAUUUUUCGUCCCAAUUGAGAAACAAUCAUUAUUCCAAAUAUGCUAAGGUCCGUAGUC